Temnothorax curvispinosus is the source of this 3577-nucleotide messenger RNA. Its product is annotated as alpha-(1,6)-fucosyltransferase-like. Gene Ontology annotation, cellular component: Golgi cisterna membrane. Bases 654 to 2423 code for a protein of 589 amino acids. NCBI's taxonomy places the organism in Eukaryota, Metazoa, Arthropoda, Insecta, Hymenoptera, Formicidae. The transcript is spliced from 6 exons. Gene Ontology annotation, biological process: protein N-linked glycosylation. The record is from RefSeq and is a predicted model, not a curated record. Gene Ontology annotation, molecular function: protein binding; glycoprotein 6-alpha-L-fucosyltransferase activity.
CGUUGGCACGCGCGCAACGACGGUGCCGAGCAUCCCGCAUAUUAUAUCUGCGCCGUCGGAGAUUGCUCGUCUCGCGACGAUCUCGGUUAUCUUGACAUUCUUAACCUUUCUUCCAAUCUCGCAACGGUACGUCACGUCGUCUCUCGUACAGUUGUCAUCGAUUUAUUAUACCACCCAUGGUGUAAAUAGACACCAUGAUACCACCGUUCACGCUACUCGUGUAUAUACAUACAUACAUUACAUACGUGCAUGUCAUACCGGGCAAGAGAUGAGCUCGAAAAAGGUACAGAGGCUGGAACGAUCGCAUAUAGCGAAAGUAAUUAACGCCACUCCGUACCGCGCAGCGGUGGCUUGUUUGUGUCAAGACUGUCAGGAGAUGACACGCGUUUAUUUUCCGAUUUCCCUGCUUUGCGACGAUAAUCGGCAGUUACAGUUUCGGCGAGAGCACUACGCGAAUUAACGCGAGGAUACAAUCGAGAUAUCUGAACUCUGAAGUGUUAAAAAUCGUUACAUGACGCGUAUAUGUGUUUACCUCUGUAGGAUCGUGAUUCGUGAUAAAUUCAAUAAGCUGCGUAUGUCAUUCGAGAGUAUUGGAGUUACUUGGAGUGAAAAUUUGUCUGUAAUGUGACACAAACGGAAACCAUCUGUUCAAAAUGGCAGCGAUUUGUUCCGGACGACCUGGUUGGUUAGGGAAGCUCGGAAUAGCAUUGCUAGCCACAUGGUUUUUGAUACUGAUUAUAUCCAUCGUUCAUAUAUUCAAGUCCAACUCGUUGUUAAGCCAUGAUACUGACACUGCCAACAAAGAGAACACUCAACGCCUAACACAAAUGGUUAACGACUUUGAAAUUCUAAAGAAGCAGAACGAUGCAUUAAAGAACUUUAUAUUAGGAGAGGGAUCGAAAUCUAUACAAGGCGACCACUUAGGCUCCGUGCAAGACAAGCUUGAGAAAGCGUCGGUCUAUUAUGACCUGAUAGAUCAUCAAGAUGGAUCAAAACAUGGUGUUCCCUCUUCAGAAUAUGAGGAACUGCGACGGCGAUUGAGGAACGACGUUCAGGAGAUGUGGUAUUACAUUAGCGCCGAGUUGAAUAAGUUCAAGAAGCACAUUGAUGAAUUCACGUAUGAUCAAAGAGAAAAGGAAAUACAGGAUGUGAUGAAAAAUGCAUGGGAGCAUAAAAAGUCACUUAUAAUAAAUAUCGAUAAAUUAAAGAAGGCAGAUGGUUACGAUGAAUGGCGGGAAAAAGAAGCAAAAGAUUUAUCUGAUCUAGUUCAGAAACGAUUUAGGUAUCUACAAAAUCCUGCUGAUUGUAAUAAGGCAAAGAAGCUGAUAUGUAGUUUAAAUAAAGGUUGUGGUUUUGGCUGUCAGAUUCAUCACAUCACGUACUGCUUUUUAGUGGCUUACGGUACAGAAAGAACAUUAGUAAUGAAAUCUAAAGGGUGGAGAUAUCACAAAGAUGGCUGGGAAUCUGUUUUUAAACCCCUCAGCGACACUUGUUUAUCUACAACCGGUACUUCACAUUCUAAUUGGCCUGGAGAUUCCUCUAAACAAGUAAUAUCACUGCCAAUUGUAGACAACGUUUAUCCUAAACCAAGGUCCCAGCCACCCAGCGUACCUGCAGACUUAGCGCCAAGACUGGAGAAGAUUCACGGUCAUCCUCUAGUUUGGUGGGUAGGACAAGUGUUAAAAUAUUUAAUGCGACCUCAAGAUCAUGUAAAGAGGACGCUGGAGAAGGCGAAAGAGAAGCUUGGUUUUAAAAAACCUAUCGUCGGUGUUCAUGUGCGUAGAACAGACAAAGUAGGCACCGAGGCAGCUUAUCAUGACAUAGAUGAAUAUAUGAUUAAAGUGGAACAAUAUUUUGAUCAACUUGAAACGAAGCCGGACGUGAAGAGAGUCUUUUUAGCUAGUGACGAUCCGAAAGUGAUAACAACAUCUAGGAAACGUUAUCCGAAUUACGAAAUAAUAGGUGAUCCAGAAAUCGCCGAGACGGCGUCCGUAGCAAAACGAUAUUCGGAUACUUCGUUACAGGGUAUAAUUAUCGAUAUCCACCUUCUGUCGGAAUGCGAUUACUUGGUAUGCACGUUCAGUUCUCAAGUAUGUCGCGUCGCAUAUGAGUUGAUGCAAACCUUUUACGCAGACGCGUAUGAUAGAUUUACAUCCCUCGACGAUAUAUAUUAUUAUGGAGGACAAAAUCCACAUCCCCAUGUAGCUAUUUUAGAUCAUAAGCCGAGGAAGAAUGGAGAGUUAGAGCUAAAAGCCGGUGACUUGAUCGAUGUUUUUGGUAAUCAUUGGGAUGGUUUCUCCAAGGGCUACAACAUCAGAACUAGCAUGACAGGAUUAUUUCCUAGUUUCAAAGUUAAAAAUCCUGUUGAUGCCGUAGAUUUCCCCAAAUAUUCAAAUAUUCCUCUGUUGGAAAAGGACGAUUAAAUCAGAAUGGUCGAGCCAAGUCAUUCUCUGACAAAAUGCAGUUCCAAGUGAAUUGUUAUUUCUUUGGAUCAAAUUCUUAAGAUAUUAGCAAAGAUGACAUUGCACGAUGUAUAUGUUUUGCUAUUUGUAAACUACGAUGUUAAUGCUUGUAAAUUGUCACAAAUUAGUAAAUUGUCCAUGACUUGUAAAAUAACAGAUUAUAUCUGUCUUUUGUAUGAUUAUGCUUUUGACUUUAGAACGAUUAAAAGUGUGAUUUUUCUUGAAUAGCCCAAUAGAGAUACCAUUUUCCAAACAUUUUGAAAUCUUAUAUAUGAAGUUAUAAUAUAAGUUUAUAUUAUAUAAAUAGAAUCAUUAUAUUUUUGAAAAUAUAAUGACUCAAAAUAUGUAAUAUUCCAAUGUUCUUAAUAUUUUAUUAGCAAAUCGAAUUUGUUCUGUAUAUGUAUACAUAGAUGUAGUAUAUAGGGUAUCACCUAAUUCGCGCCCACUAUUCACACAGCGAUAUAGAAUAUCAAAAAUUGAGUCAAAAAGUCCUGAGCCAUUUCUUUCUAUUAUGCCAUCUUUUAGCCGGCUGUACGUCAGUGAGCUGUGCACCUGGUAGUAUGAGUGAGUGCACACUACCAGGCGCGCGACUCACUGACCUACGCCCAGCUAAAAGACAGUGUUGAUUGGAUUGACUUCACUCAAUAAUUAAUGCUUUACUAAGCAUUAUAGAAAAAAAUGGUUCAAGACUUUUCGACUCAAUUUUUGAUAUAUCGCUGUAUUAAAUAGUGAGCGGGAAUUAGGUGAUAUACCCUAUAUAAAGAUGUUCUAUAUAUACAUAGAUAUACAUAGAUGUUCCAGAUGAUAUUUUAAUAUUAGAUGUAACAGACUGAAAAAAGGUUUAUAGUGCGUAUAAAAAUACCCGAUGUUUGUGCCAAUGCAUUAUCAUGAUCAUGAAACAUUGUUUACAUUGACGAGAUGUCCUUGGAAAAUACGUAAAAAAUAGAAUUUUGUUAUUUAUGGCGCGCUCUAUUAUACUUUGUAAAUAAAUUCAUUAAAUUACUUCGCUUGCAAAUGAUUUGUAUCAAUGUUUAUCACAACAAUCGAAUUGUACAAUAUAGAAUAUCCCAGAAAGCGUUUGUAUAUUUUGAUGAAAUAGAGUGAUUUUCAAAUAA